This is a messenger RNA of Phycomyces blakesleeanus NRRL 1555(-), 759 nucleotides long. RefSeq lists its product as hypothetical. The record is from RefSeq and is a predicted model, not a curated record. The transcript has 5 exons. Gene Ontology annotation, biological process: endoplasmic reticulum tubular network organization. The annotation marks the transcript as partial. Lineage: Eukaryota; Fungi; Mucoromycota; Mucoromycetes; Mucorales; Phycomycetaceae. Gene Ontology annotation, cellular component: endoplasmic reticulum tubular network.
GAUUAUGAAAAGAUUCUUUCGGAUCUGGACGAGGCGAUUCAGAAGAGUCAGCUUAGAAUAGCAGAUAUCAAGAUACGACAGCGAAGAGCAUUAGCCCUAUGGGUUUUGUACAGCUCUAUCUUAUGGGCUGUAUACCUUGUUUACUGCAUAUUCACACUCUAUAACCAAAACAAAGGGAUCCGCGCUAUUGUAAACGCUGGUAUUCCGUUAAUUCUUUUCCCGUUUGUAAUAUACUACAUGAGAAUAGCACUGGCAUGGUUUUACUCUAGAAAGCAAACAGCUGAAGAAUCUCGGCUAUCGACCAUGAUGACACAUAAAAACCAAAAACUAGAUGAAUUGAAAAAUAAGACUUCUUAUUAUACUACUCACUCGCUGCUCGAACGAUAUGAUUUAUCUGAAUCAAAGAAGUCCCAAUCGGUGGGUGCAGUCACAGGUGAUUAUCCCCAGCGCAGGCCAGGUAAACAAUUGAGCACUCUGUCUCUACCGGCACAGCGUCCUCAGCCCCUACCUGAACUACCUACACCACUUAAUGCAAGAAAUGAUACACAGAAAGGUAACAUGAUGUCACAAUUUUCGACUGUCCCUCGACAACCUCGAUGGUUUGAUAAGAUGUUUGAAGCAUUAGUUGGAGAAGAAAAGAGCGAAGAAAGAUAUGCUUUGAUAUGUGACCAUUGUUUUUCCCAUAAUGGUCUUGUCCUACCCCGCGAAAGAGACUCAAUCCAAUAUGUGUGUCCACAAUGUCAUAAGUUCAAUCCAAGU